AUAUAAACAAAUGCCUAAGUAAUUUAUUUCUUGAAUUAAGACCAAGCUAGCAUCAUCGUAAGGUGAAACAGAAAAUGGGAGUACAAGGUACUUUGGAAUACUUGUCUGAUUUACUCAGUAGCACCACAAAGAAGAAGAAAAAGAAGCAAACCCAAACUGUAGCUCUUAAAAUCAGAAUGGAUUGUGAUGGCUGUGUUCGUAAAGUUAAGCAUGUCCUUUCUGGUGUUAAAGGAGUUAAGAAAGUGGAUGUGGAUAUGAAGCAGCAGAAAGUAACAGUGAGUGGAUAUGUUGAGCCAAAGAAAGUGUUGAAAGCUGCACAAUCAACAAAGAAGAAGGUUGAACUUUGGCCUUAUGUUCCAUACACUAUGGUGGCUCAUCCAUAUGUUUCUCAAGCUUAUGAUAAAAAGGCUCCUCCUAAUAUGGUUAGAAAAGUUGGUGACACUUCCAACACAAAAGAGACCACCUUUGAUGAUAGCUAUGUUGAAAUGUUCAGUGAUGAAAAUCCAAAUGCAUGCUCUAUAAUGUAAUAAUAUAUAAUCUUAAUAUUAAAAUAUAUGUGUGUGAUUAGGCUUUGAGUGUAGAAAUUAAUUAAUGUGUAUGAAAGUUAGUUAUUAUUAUCUAAUACUAGACAAUAAUAUAUUUUUGCAUGGGUUUGUGCUGUCAUUAUGUAAAUCUUAAUUGUUGUUGGGGUAGUUGGAAGUGUAUAGUGAAUUAGUGUUGUUUAUGCAUAAUUUGUACUAUUGAACUUUUAUCCUUUGUGGGUGGCUAUAUGUACGUUUCGUGUUUGGCA
Lathyrus oleraceus (garden pea) is the source of this 790-nucleotide messenger RNA. Its product is annotated as heavy metal-associated isoprenylated plant protein 24. Lineage: Eukaryota; Viridiplantae; Streptophyta; Magnoliopsida; Fabales; Fabaceae. The record is from RefSeq and is a predicted model, not a curated record. Gene Ontology annotation, molecular function: metal ion binding. Bases 75 to 527 code for a protein of 150 amino acids. The transcript is spliced from 2 exons.